Suillus subaureus is the source of this 756-nucleotide messenger RNA. RefSeq lists its product as uncharacterized. NCBI's taxonomy places the organism in Eukaryota, Fungi, Basidiomycota, Agaricomycetes, Boletales, Suillaceae. The record is from RefSeq and is a predicted model, not a curated record. The transcript has 7 exons. The coding region runs from base 1 to 756 and encodes 251 amino acids.
AUGGUAUCAUAUAUAGUCUGGCUGCCCAAGAAGAGUCAAAAGUGUGCACAGCCUGCAGACUCCAAGUCCAUAAAGAGACCUCUACAAAAGAAGAGUCGCAAAGGCUCAAAGGAAGUGCUAACUAAGAAGUGGCGCCAAGACUCAGAGUCAGAACUUGAAAUUACUCCCCCUCCACAGAACUUGAAGAAGAGCUGCCAAAAUGCAGAAGAUGAGGCAUUGCUACCACCUACACGAGGUAGCAAGCACUCACAGCUUGCAGACUCAGAGUCAGAACUUGAAAUAACUCCCCCUCCACAGAACUUGAAGAUGAGUUGCCAAGAUGCCAGUGAGGGAACAUUAACUAAUAAGUGCCAUCAAAGUAAUCAAGCACCACCACCUGCACAACCUAGUAAAAGAUUGUGGCAAGAACAUACCUCUGAGUCUUUGAACCAUGUCAUUGAUGAUGUAUAUGGGAAGCAAGGCAUGAUUUCAGAUGAAGAUCUAGUCGAUCGCAAAGCUGAAAUGUCUAACUCAGAGUUGAGCAAUGAAGAAUUAGAAACAGUUGCAAACACUAUAUCAGCAGAGACACCAAGCUUCACCUUGGGUUUAAAGACCAAAAAAAAGCAAUCCAUCCCUGUAAAGGCACUGCAGUCUGCACAUCUGCACAUCUCCUACCCAUCUCUGACACUUUCCCACCAUCUCUGCAUCUCCAAUGCAUCAGACCCACUCAGAGAUCCCACACACUUACCCUACCAUGUCCAGUCCAGUCCUGCUUAA